This is a messenger RNA of Fundulus heteroclitus (mummichog), 1791 nucleotides long. RefSeq names its product olfactory receptor 142. The transcript has a single exon. Gene Ontology annotation, cellular component: membrane. Gene Ontology annotation, molecular function: olfactory receptor activity; G protein-coupled receptor activity. The coding region runs from base 119 to 1093 and encodes 324 amino acids. The record is from RefSeq and is a predicted model, not a curated record. Gene Ontology annotation, biological process: G protein-coupled receptor signaling pathway. NCBI's taxonomy places the organism in Eukaryota, Metazoa, Chordata, Actinopteri, Cyprinodontiformes, Fundulidae.
ACGUUUGCCCUUCUCUGGAGUGUUGAGAAGCUACAUAAUUUUUCAAGGAACACUUGUUCUUCAUUCUUCCUUUUUUUGUAAUUUGCUCCAUUAUUAUACUGUUUUAAAAAUAAUAGUGAUGUAUAAAGAGAACCAAUUUAGAAUCUUAUUCAACUUCACAUUUCUUCAUCCUGUAAAGUUUUAUCUCGGUGGGUUUUACAACAUCCCACACGUUAAGUAUUACUAUGUCUUCUUGUGUUUUGUGUACAUCGUGACUGUGCUUGGCAAUGGUUUUCUUCUUUCUGUUAUCUACCUGGUGAAGACUCUCCACACUCCCAGGUACAUAAUCGUGUUCAACUUGGCUGUGACAGACCUGUGCGGAAGCACUGCUCUCAUCCCGAAACUCUUGGACACGUUUUUGUUUGACAGAAGAUACAUUGUUUAUGAGGCAUGCUUAAGUUACAUGUUCUUUGUUUUUUACUUUGGGAGUAUGCAGUCAUGGACGCUUGUUGUAAUGGCAUAUGACAGAUUUGUUGCAAUUUGCCUUCCAUUAAGGUACAAUGUUCUUGUGACAAGAAAAUCAGUCAUUACAAUUUUGCUUUGUUCAUGGACUUCCCUGCUGAUUGUUAUUGCAGUCUUGGUUGGGCUCUUUGACCGACUCUCCUUUUGUGGAUCUUUAGAGAUAAAAAGUUUCUUCUGUGAUCAUGGACCAACAUUUCGUCUAGCCUGUAGUGACACCUUUUUAAAUGUCGUGAUGGCUAAUGUUACUUAUACUCUAGUAAUCUGCAUUCCCCUUGUACUGAUAGGUGCCACCUAUGUUUGCAUUUCUAUAGCACUGAGCAGGACUGCAUCCAGAGAAGAACGACUUAAAGCACUGAGAACUUGUACGUCUCAUCUGAUUCUGGUGGCACUUUUUUUCAUACCAUAUAUGGGCACAAAUAUAAUUGUAAAAAUUACUGAUAUUAAUCCAAAUGUGAGGAUUUUUAAUUCCAGCUUGUCACACAUUGGGCCGUCUCUACUUAAUCCCAUUAUAUACGCUUUAAAGACGGAAGAAGUGGUAAAUGCUAUCAGAAGGCUGUGCAAAAGAAAAACAACGGUACUGUCAAAAUGGUAAAACAAACAUUUAACUGACUUAUCAGAUUACAUUGAAACUGAAAGAUCCGCUGUCUGUACAGUCAGCUGCUUUUCUGGGAUUUUUUUAUUUAUCCAUGGCCUUGACCAAAACAACUGCUUCUUUUGUAGUUUUUUUUUUUUUUGACGAGGACACACCCAAUACUGUCGCAGUGUGCCUAAGUUUAGGUCAUCAUAUUAAAUUAAUAUUAAGUCAUUUUCAAUUUCACUCAUUUGGUUUAUACCUAUUAUUUGUCUGUUAUUAUAACACCACUGACUCGCUUUCUGGUUAUUAAUAUCAGUGUGCGUUAUGCAACCUGUUUUUCAGUUAUAUAUACCUUAUUUGAUUUGCAAUAUAUAUACGUGUGUGUGUACGUGUGUUAUGUCUAUUUUGUGAUAUAGACUGUAACAAUAAUAUUGUUGUAGUUGUGAAAAUAGAAAAAUAAUUAUGCAAAAACAGUACAAGGUUAGCUGCUGAAUUUGCAUGCAUAUUUUUUCACUCUUCACUUUUAAAUAAAAACUAUUAUCUUAAACAUGGAUAUUAAGACAUUUAUUUUUUUUAUGUAUAGCAAGCCAACUGGAAUGUUAUCUAUGGAGGGGUUGUUUUUUAUUAUUAUUAUUUCCAAACAUGUGAUGAAGAAAUGCUCUUUAGAAGCUGUUUUCCAAAUUUGAUAUACAGUAUAUUAAAAUUUCAGGCAUUAA